AUGUAUCAACCGCUGAUAGUGUCCGGUAUCACGUUCUUGAUCACAUCUGUUGGGACUCUAGCUAAUAUUGCAGUUUUUAUUUCAACAUUUAAAAUCAGCUCAAUGAAAAGUUCAUUCGGAACUAUCAAUAAAAAUCAAGCAGUGUGCAAUACAAUAAUGUGUCUGAUAUUUCUGUUGUAUGUCUGUCCAAUGCAAUUUAGCGAUUCCACCAUUUUCAUCCAAUAUUCCCAUAUACUCGGAGCUUCCGCAAUGGCAGCCUAUGAAAUUUCUCAUUUGUCUCAUCUUCUAACUGCACUCAAUCGAUUUUGUGCUGUAUUCUUCCCAUUUUACUACGAAAAACUAUUUUCGAAAAUUGGAACAAUUAUAAUGAUUCAAGCGAUUUGGAUUGUUUCAAUCAUAUUUUGUGUUUUAUUUUAUGAAAUUAUUGGUUGCUUAUUCACAUAUGAUGACGUCACAUGGACAUUUGGAUUUCUGACAACUCAAAAAUGCAGUCAACUGACAUGGUAUACAGAUUUCAUUUUGAAUACUGUAAUGAUAAUUGUGACAAUAGUAGUCAACCUGCUCACAGCUUUCAAAGCAGGAAAAAACAGUCGAUCUUUGAUGAAUGCAGCCGGCAUCCAAAUGUCAAGGAGACAGAAACAACGGGAACUGGGAUUUAUUAAACAAACAUUUCUUCAAGGAAUUAGUAUGUUUGCUGGUCAAUUCACAUAUUAUCUCGUUGCCCCACUGCUUUCUAAUCCCGUGCUCUUGUUCCUUUUGGCAUCACUUUGGGCUUUCAUGCAUGCCGUUGAUGGCUUAAUAAUCCUAAUUUCAAACAAAGAGAUGCUCGAAGUGUGUAAACUGAAAUCCAGUAAGUUUUCUAUUUUAAUGGGUCUUUUCUGA
Caenorhabditis elegans is the source of this 882-nucleotide messenger RNA. RefSeq names its product G-protein coupled receptors family 1 profile domain-containing protein (gene srx-18). The record is from RefSeq and is marked reviewed. The transcript has 4 exons. Bases 1 to 882 code for a protein of 293 amino acids. Gene Ontology annotation, molecular function: G protein-coupled receptor activity. Gene Ontology annotation, cellular component: membrane. Gene Ontology annotation, biological process: signal transduction; G protein-coupled receptor signaling pathway. NCBI's taxonomy places the organism in Eukaryota, Metazoa, Nematoda, Chromadorea, Rhabditida, Rhabditidae.